Acanthoscelides obtectus is the source of this 336-nucleotide messenger RNA. NCBI's taxonomy places the organism in Eukaryota, Metazoa, Arthropoda, Insecta, Coleoptera, Chrysomelidae. The record is from the annotation of a GenBank genome assembly.
GUCUGUUUUUAAUUUUCGGGAAAGUAAAGAAAUCGUUAGGACUUAGAUCGGGACUAUAUGGAGGAUGGUCCAAUAAUUCCACGUUCUCUUCCGUUAAAUACUGCCUUUUUUUGGGCUAUGUGCGAGCUUGCAUUGUCUUGGUGGAGGAUGAUGCUUCUUUCGGGGUUGAUUUUUCGAAGCUCGGUGAUGACUUUUGGCAAACAAAUGGUGGUAUACCAAUCCGCAGUAACAGUUAUUUGCUCGUUAAGAGGAAUUGUUGCAAUAUGACCCGCUUUUGACACAAAUGUCGCGACCAUCUUUUGUUGGCUUUUCUUCACCUUGGAACACCCAAACAGC